Messenger RNA from Neltuma alba, 1666 nucleotides. RefSeq names its product RING-H2 finger protein ATL43-like. NCBI's taxonomy places the organism in Eukaryota, Viridiplantae, Streptophyta, Magnoliopsida, Fabales, Fabaceae. The transcript has a single exon. The record is from RefSeq and is a predicted model, not a curated record. The coding region runs from base 155 to 1561 and encodes 468 amino acids.
AUCCCUACCAUAGAAUCUCUCCCAAAAUAGCCCCCUCUCGGCUCUCACCCCCUCCGUUCUUCUCUUUCAUGAAAAUAUAUUAUUUGUUAAUCCCUUUGUCUCCUCAGAUUACAUUAUAGUCACUUCAAACACCGAGCAUCACUCUCGCUCGCACAUGGGUGGUGCGCCUUCUUUCAAGCCAUUCACCAGAUUUUUCUUAUUCUUCUUCGUCCUCCCCACCACAAUCAUACUCCUUGCACCGACUGCUGCUGGUGAAACCCCAUCUUCUCCUUUAGGCUGGACCGAUUAUGAAAACGCCACGGGAAAAAAUCCGCCUCCGCCUCCGCCGCCAUCGGGAAGUCAACGUGGCGGAGGAGGAAGAGGGUCUCCGUUUAAGCCGAGCGUGGUCGUUCUAGUUGGGGUGAUGACAACCCUGUUUUUUCUUACCUUCCUCCUCCUCCUCUAUGUUAAGCACUGUAAACCAGAGGAGGAGCCGCUAAGGAAUUCGCAUACAAGCGCUGGUUAUUCAGGGAGGAAGAACUCCGGCAUUGACAGGGUGGUGAUCGAGUCGUUACCCAUUUUCAGAUUCGGAUCGUUAAGGGGCCAAAAAGAGGGGCUUGAAUGCGCCGUUUGCCUGACCCCGUUUGAGUCCGUGGAGGUUCUUCGGUUGCUUCCAAAAUGCAAGCACGCCUUCCAUGUCGAGUGCGUGGAUACGUGGCUGGACGCGCAUUCCACUUGCCCGCUUUGCCGGUACCGGGUCGACCCAGAAGACAUCCUCCUGGUUGGGGACGCCAAAAUUUGGCCGCAGAAUCAACCCAUUCCACCGAUACAAGAGAUUUCUGAAAAUCCGCAGCAUUGUACAGACAUAGAGAGCGGCCUUGGACAGGAUUCACAGAAUCUGUUCGAUUCAAACUCGAUUCUAAGGCGCGUCUCCGGGAGGCACUCAUCCGUAGGGGAGAGAGGAGGAGGAGGAGGAGGGGCUGGUGGUGGUGGGCUCUUAAAGAUUAUAUUCCAGCAUCGAAUCAGCGUGGACGGCGAAACGACGCCGACGCCAAGGCAGAAGAAAACGGCGCUGCUUAGGAUGUCACUGGACAGUGCAAUGUCGACGAAGAGGAAAAGAAACGAGACCGGUAAAGCAAGGGAAGGCAGUGAGUGCGAUGGCGCAAGAAAAGAUGGGUUACUGCUUACGGAGAAGGAGAAGAAGCACAGGGUGGAACACAGGAUCAUAGUGUCUCCGUCAGAAAAGGCGAACGGGCUUAAUCAGAGAUGGAGCGACGUACAGCCGUCGGACUUACUAUACCUGACGUCGGAGAUGAUACUGAGCGAAUCGCGUUCCUCAUCGGGGCCGUCGCUUCCAGGGCCUCAGCAACAGAAUGUGCAGCUGCCACUGUACCGGAGCACAGGAGAUACGCGUACGGGGGCAAUAAAUGUGAGGAGCUUGUCGGAAAUCACGGGAUUGAGCAGGACGAGGAGAGAGGAAGGGGAGCAUCGUCAUCGUCGGGCAGAAGAAGAAGAGAGACAGGCGGGAGUAGUAUCGAGAUGGUUGGCCUGGAUCUCUCAGUCGCAACGAUCUGUACGGUAGCCAUUGAAUUCUCGUCUCGUCUAGUCUCAGCUCAUACGGAGAAUGCUCUUUCUGACAAAAACGUACUGCCCAUUAAAUUUUAGUUGUAACUUUAGCAUUGGCCUU